CUCAGUUUCAUUUACAUGGGGUUUGACACUUUCCAGACAUAUGAUGUCGCUAGCUGCGCGUCUCGAUGCACCUCUAAGCUUGGCUGCGUGUCUUUCAACAUGUACUUCGAACGUGAUCCUUCAGUGAAUCCCAACGAUGCAUCGUGCUCGGAUCCCUCCUCGCAGGUCAUGAUCAAGUGCGCGUACUGGGGCGGUCCGAUCUCUGCUGCCAACGCCAACAACUUUGGUCAGACUCGUGGUAGCUUCUCGGUUCUCAUUGCUGGCUCAAACGGUUAUGUCAGCACUUCAGUCUCUACUCCCGCAGGUUUCAACGAUGCCGUUUCCUACGGCGACAAGGCCAUGAACGCACCUUAUGAUGCUCAAGGUUACAACACUUUCAUGGGAUCCAAGAUCUUCACCCAAAGUUCCUUCAACACCACUCUUUGCUCUGAGUACUGUAAUGCCCAGACCGCAUACAACAAGGCGACAGCACCUAAGGAUGGUACCCCUUACAAGGUCUGCAAUUAUUUCAACACCUACAUGCUGUUCCUCAACCCCGGAGGCAGCUCAGCCAAGCAAGUGGCUCAAGGUCAAUACUGCUCGCUAUAUACCGAACCCUGGACAAACAAGUACGCUACAAACGGCGGACAGAUGAGAGGCACCGACCAGUAUGUCGUGAGCUAUAGCUUCGGGUUCAGCAAGCCCAACGCUGGCCUCGAUCCCCUCGUCGGCGAUGCCAAUGGAGCCACCUACCAAGCUGUUGCCGAUAUCAAGUGGUCAAAGCUUCAGCCUUUCUGCUCGGCCUAUCUCGGUUACAGCAUCCCUGUGUCCACAGUAACAUCUGUUGCUACCACUGUCCCUGUGGUGACAUCCACCUCUUAUUCGACCACGACCGUCUCUCCCAACAAGGUCAGGCGUGCUUUGUCUAUCCCGGCCGACCUCAGCAAAUACCCUGCUACUGUCAUCUCCUCGGCCUGUUCUAUGCAAGCUUCCAAGCCUUCAUCGACUUCCGUCACUACUGCCUUUUCGACCGUCACUGCUGCCGCCUCGACGACCGUCAUUUCUGUUGUAUCCACUACGACUGCUGCGGUCGAUCCCACCAGCACAAGCUUCAAUCUCGUCAACUCGAGCGGAUCGUACAUAGGGACCGAGACUACCGCUAGCGACGGCACCGAGACAAGUGCAAGUGAUAGAAUCUUUGCUUACUCGGGCGCAACCAAAGGAUCAGUCUUCACGCUGAACUAUCAGACUGGUGAGCUCAGUGUUGCAUACGGAGGCUCGCAAUGGACUCUUCUGUCCGCCGUCUGGCAGGACAAUGUCUUCCCCCUGGCCAAAUUCUCAACUGGCUCAGGCAAGAAGGCCAACUGUCUCUUCAGUGACUCACAGGGCUUAGUUUGCGAUGGUGACAACUACUUCUCUGCCUGCCCCAACGACAACGACGUGCACUUCGCCAACUACGUGCCUAACGGCUCGAAGUGCACCCGAAACGUCCUGGUGGCUGUCUCGGUAGCAUAGAGACCUACAGUGCAAUAUCUCUAUGGAGAAUUGGGUAAUCAUAUGGAUGGGGUUGUAGCAUGGGAAAGGUUAAAAGGGUGGCGUAGGGAUACAAAUAUGGAGUUUGGCAUUGGUUACAGUUUAAUGAUACCUUGGAUAUUUUAUGAGACCUUUCAGUCUCGGUCUUCAGACUA
Molecule: messenger RNA, 1667 nt
Organism: Aureobasidium subglaciale EXF-2481
Lineage: Eukaryota; Fungi; Ascomycota; Dothideomycetes; Dothideales; Saccotheciaceae
Exons: 2
Coding region: 100-1494 (464 amino acids)
Source: RefSeq, a predicted model, not a curated record